AAGUUAUAAAACCUCAUCUGUUAACUGGAAAGUUAAACAUUGCUGCUUAUUCGGCUUUACCUUUACACAGACUGUAGAAGAUGGAGGUGACGAGUCAGCCCAGAGCAUUCGCUCCCUCAGACUUCCAGACGGGACUGUGCGAGUGCUGUGACGACUUCAGUGUCUGUCUGUGUGGGACGUUCUGUAUCCCGUGUCUCGGCUGUAGCAUCGCCAGUGACAUGGGAGAGUGCUGUUUAUGUGGACUGGGAAUGCCCAUCCGCAGUGUGUACAGAACCAAAUACAACAUCACGGGCUCCAUGUGUAAUGACUUCAUGGUUAGUUACUGCUGCUUUCUCUGCGCUACCUGCCAGCUGAAGAGAGACAUCAACAGGAGGAAGCAGCAGGGCAUCUUCUGAACCUCAUGAAGAGAAAUGAGCUGCGCUUCCCCUCAGGCUGUCUUAACAGAAUCGUGCUUAAAGUAUAAACAUGUCAAAACUAAAGGGAUCAAUCACAAUGGAUUCAAUUUUUGUGUGUGUGUUUUUCUUAAUAGCGUAAUUGUUGUUAAAACACUUUACAGCAGCUCAAACACAGGGACAUGUACAGCACACACAGUGCUCAUGAACUGAUUAAAUAAAUGUUUUUAAUCAACUUUC
Molecule: messenger RNA, 632 nt
Organism: Clarias gariepinus (North African catfish)
Lineage: Eukaryota; Metazoa; Chordata; Actinopteri; Siluriformes; Clariidae
Gene: plac8.2
Product: placenta associated 8, tandem duplicate 2
Exons: 4
Coding region: 81-395 (104 amino acids)
Biological process (GO): positive regulation of transcription by RNA polymerase II
Source: RefSeq, a predicted model, not a curated record